AUGGCUAGGGACGACGACGCGGAGCCUGCGCAGAUUCUCGAACACGUGUUCCUUGGCUCUCGGAUGCAUGCGCGCGACAAGGAGCUGUUGCAGCGUCACCGUAUCACCCACAUCUUAAAUGUAACACCCCCCAAGAAAAUGGAUCCGGUGGCUGGAGUUCCCAAUUUUUUCGAGAAGGACAAGAUCUUCACGUACCGACGCUGCCCCAUCUUCGAUAACAAGGCGGAGGACAUUUCCGGGGUGCUGGAAGGCUGCAUCGCCUUCAUGGAUCAAGCCAAAUUCUAUGUACGGCGUGUGAUGUGUAUUCUCCCCUCUUUCAUCUCUUGUCGGUGA
Messenger RNA from Phytophthora infestans T30-4, 333 nucleotides. RefSeq lists its product as uncharacterized. The transcript is spliced from 3 exons. Bases 1 to 333 code for a protein of 110 amino acids. Gene Ontology annotation, molecular function: protein tyrosine/threonine phosphatase activity; MAP kinase tyrosine/serine/threonine phosphatase activity. Lineage: Eukaryota; Oomycota; Peronosporomycetes; Peronosporales; Peronosporaceae. Gene Ontology annotation, cellular component: cytoplasm. Gene Ontology annotation, biological process: negative regulation of MAPK cascade. The record is from RefSeq and is a predicted model, not a curated record.